This is a messenger RNA of Cladocopium goreaui, 6657 nucleotides long. The record is from the annotation of a GenBank genome assembly. Lineage: Eukaryota; Dinophyceae; Suessiales; Symbiodiniaceae.
AUGCUCUUCGUAGUCGCUCUGGCCCGCUCGACCCCAGUCGCGGCUCAAACACCGGCCCAGUUCGCUAACCAGCGGAUCAUUCGCCUGAAUACCUCGCCGCAGCGCGAAGUUGCCCCGGUGAUGACGGCCGUUUCGCUGCAUCCCAGUGGCGGGCAAAUCGCUACCGCUGGCGACGAUCACUACGUCCGCGUUUGGUCAUUGCAAACCGGACAGUUGAUGGCAUCGCUCAACGGGCACCGCGAUUGGAUUCGCAGCAUCGAAUUCAGCCCCGAUGGAACGAAGCUGGCAACCGCUGGCGACGACCGCCAAAUUCGAAUUUGGGAUCUCACGACGGGUAAAGAAGUUCUCACCUUCAACGAGCACGACGGGGUGAUUUACGACAUCUGCUUCAGUCCCGAUGGGUCGCUCAUCGCCAGCGUGGGCUUCGAAGCACCUGUGCGAGUGUACCUGGCCGACACGGGCGAACUGCUGCACGAGUUGGAAGGGCCCGGCGUCGAUCUGCGCGACGUGGCCAUCUCGCCUGAUGGUUCGCAACUGGCCGCCGCCGGUCGACGUGGCGACAUCCGCUUGUGGAGCCUGACUACAGGCGACCAUCUGAUGGACAUCAACGCCCACCAGCGUCGCGUACAUGCCUUGGCUUUCUCGCCCGACGGCAGUCGGAUUGUCUCGGCCGGCGAAUCGCGAACUCUGCAAAUGCAUAGCACCAGCAACGGUAGCCAACUACUUGAAAUCGAUGCUCGCCCGGGCAUUGUUCGCUGCCUGAAGUUCUUUACGCCCACGAUGGUCGCCGCCGGCACAACGACCGACGUCGUCGAAUUGUGGGACUUGGAAAGUGGUCAAUCUGUGGGCAAGUUCGAGGGACACCAAGGCACCAUUGCCGACCUCGAUUUUCAACCGGAAACGGGGCUGCUGAUUUCUGGCAGCUUCGAUACGACGGUUCGUCUGUGGGACAUCAACGGUGGUUUGAACGAUGCGGCCCAUCAAUCCAUUCCUGAACCAAACCUCCUCAAGCGGCAACGUCGUCACUGCGAUGUAGAACCGCUCGAGCAGCGACAACUUCUCGCGGCCGAUGUUCAAAUCGGCGCGGUCUACUACGAAGAAGACAGCGGCCAAGACUCGGCCCACGACUGGUUCCACAUUUCGUUCAACGGCGGUCCCGAUGGGGUGCAACUCACCCAAGUGGUGAUCGACACCGACAAGGCAGGCGACGGGCUUUCGGUGGCCGACGCCUUCUUCGACACCGCCUCGGGCGGAGCCGGAGCCUUCGACUCACACGACUUCUCCAUCAUCGAGCAGGUCGGUAUCGACUCCGUAACAGCCAGCUACGUCGAUGGCGGUACUCAGCUCGUUCUGACCUUUACCGGGUUCGACCCCGGGGACAAGUUCGUCUUUGGUAUCGAUGUCGACGAACAAGGCUUCUUGCCCGGCAGUUCAAGCGCCGUGACCGAAGGUGCCGAGUUCGAGGGCUCGAAGCUCAUCGGUACCUUCGUCGCACCCCACUACGAAACCCUGACUCAGACCGGGAUUUUCACCGAUAGCUUCUCGCUAGCCGGCACGGGACUCGAUCUCCCGCCCGACAGCUACGUGCCCAUCUCGGCUACACCGCAAGAGUUCCGCACCGCGGGCGUUGAGUUCUCAGGCCCGAUGACUCCGCUGCCGAUCACGAUCUCGGGUACGGUCUUUGAAGAUAUCAACCUGAACAAUGUGCAGAAUGCCGGCGACCAAGGCAUCGCAGGCGUGACGCUGACGCUGCACGAGUUCAACGGAACUUCAUACGUCUCGACAGGAAAGACCGCGGUAACCGACGGGGCUGGAAACUACAAGUUCGAAGACAUUCUUCCCGGCAAGUAUCGGGUGGUCGAAACCCAGCCGGCCUCGUACUUGAGCGUGGGAGCCAAAGCCGGCACGGUCGAUGGCGGAACGGUCGGCGUGGUCGUCUCCCCUGACAUCAUCGCCGACAUCACCUUGUUAGGCGGUCAAGACAGCAUCGACAACGACUUCGCCGAAGCCAAACCGGCUUCGCUCGCGGGUAACGUCUACCACGAUGCCGACGACGAUGGCGUCUUCGACCCCAGCGAAACAGGCAUCGGCGGCGUCACCAUCCAAGUGCAACGCAUCGUAGUCGGUGGAACACCGGAAGCCCCCGUCGAAGUACAAACCCUGGCCGACGGUUCUUGGUCGGUCUCCGGGCUUCGUCCUGGCAACUACCUGGUGCGCGAAAUCCAUCCGACCGCCUACAUCGACGGUAAAGAUACCCCCGGUAACGCAGGCGGUUCGGCAUUGGCUCAACCGGGCGAUCAGAUCUCCGGCAUCUUUCUGUCUAGCGGGAAGAACGGCACCGAAUACAACUUCGGCGAAAUCAUCCCCAGUAGCAUUUCCGGGUUCGUGCAUGCCGAUCGCGAUGGCAACUGCGAGAUCGACCCCGGCGACGUCGCCCUGCAAGGCGUAACCGUUCACCUGUUGGACUCGGGCGGAACUCGCAUCGCCACGACCACCACCGACAGCCAAGGUCGUUACGAAUUCACGGGGCUGGCCCCCGGCAUUUACGGUGUGGAAGAAGAGCAACCGGCCGGAUACUUCGACGCCGGCGAUCACGUCGGUACCGCGGGAGGCACGCUGUCCGGUACGGACUCGAUCAUUAACAUCACGCUCACCUCCGGCACCAACGCCGAGAACUACAACUUCUGCGAGCAUGAGCCGGCCAGCAUCUCUGGCUAUGUCUACGCCGACGACAACGACAACGGUGUGCGCAACACCGGCGAAUCGCCGAUCGCCGGCGUCACACUGGAACUGCUCGACGCCGCAGGCAACUCUCUGGGCAUCACCACAACGACUAACGCCGCUGGGUUCUACAAGUUCGACAACCUGCGACAAGGCACCUACGGCGUGGCCGAAGUUCAGCCCACGGGCUACUUCGACGGAAAAGACGCCGCUGGAAGCGCCGGAGGUUCGGCUUUGAACCCAGGCGAUCGCAUCACCGGUGCGGUGCUCACGCCGAACUUGGAUGCCGUGAAUUACAACUUCGGCGAACUCCGUCCCGGAAGUCUCUCCGGUCAUGUGUACGUCGACAACAACGACAACGGAAACUUCGAUGGCGGCGAAUCGCCCAUCGCCGGCGUAACGCUGCAACUGCUCGACGCCGCGGGGAACGCCACUGGUAUCACCACCACAACCGAUGCCAACGGGUUCUAUCGCUUCGAUAACCUGGCUCCCGGCACUUACGGUGUGGCCGAACUCCAACCCUCGGGUUACUUCGACGGAAAAGACGCCGCAGGAAGUGCCGGCGGUACGGCACAAAACCCAGGCGACCGCAUCAUCGGUGCACUGAUCGCCGCGGGUGUGAAUGCCGUGAAUUACGACUUUGGCGAACUUCUGCCCGGCAGCAUCUCGGGCCGCGUACAUUCCGAUCGCGACGGCGACUGCGAAUUCACCGAAGGUGACACACCGAUUGAAGGCGUAACGAUCCACUUGCUCGACGCCGCGGGUAAUCGCAUCGCCACCACGCAGACCGAUGCCGAUGGGCGUUACACCUUCGGCAACCUCAAGCCGGGUGUGUACGGUAUCGAGGAAGAACAACCCGCUGGCUACUACGACAGUGGCGACCACCCUGGCUCCGCCGGAGGAACGGCAGUAGCCCCCGAUAAGAUCACCGGCAUCACUAUCGGUUCGGGCGUUGCGGCCGUGAACUACGACUUCUGCGAAGUGUUGCCCGGCAGCAUCUCGGGUCGUGUGCAUUCCGAUCGCGAUGGCGACUGCGAAUUCAGCGAAGGCGAUACACCAAUCGCCGGAGUCACCAUUCACUUGCUCGACGCCACGGGCAAUCGCAUCGCCACCACACAAACCGAUGCCGACGGGCGCUACACUUUCGACAACCUCGAACCCGGCGUGUACGGCAUCGAAGAAGUUCAGCCCGAGGGUUACUACGACAGUGGCGACCACGUGGGAACAGGCGGCGGAACACUCGUCGCCCCCGACACCAUCACGAAUAUUACGGUCGGCGCUGGAGCCGCACUGGUCAAUUACGACUUCUGCGAAGUUCUGCCUGGCAGCAUUUCGGGCCGGGUUCAUUCCGAUCGCGAUGGCGACUGUGAAUUCACUGAGGGCGACGAACCCAUCGCCGGAGUAACGAUCUACCUGCUCGACUCCACCGGCAACCGCAUUGCUUCGACGCUCACCGACGCCGACGGUCGCUACACCUUCGACAACCUCGAACCGGGCGUGUACGGCAUCGAGGAAGUUCAGCCCGAGGGCUACUACGACAGUGGCGACCACGUGGGAACCGGUGGCGGAACGCUCGUCGCCCCCGACACCAUCACGGGCAUCACCGUCGGUGCGGGUGUUGCCGUAGUGAACUACGACUUCUGCGAACACGAUCCGGCGAGCCUCUCGGGGCAUGUCUACGCCGACGACAACAACAACGGAACUCGCGAUCCGGGCGAACUUCCGCUGGUGGGCGUGACGCUCCACUUGCUCGACUCGGCCGGCAACCCCACGGGCAUCACCACGGUGACCGACGGCACUGGAUUCUACCAGUUCGCAAACUUGCAGCCUGGUAAGUACGGUGUGGCCGAAGUUCAACCGGUUGGAUUCUACGACGGCUCCGACUCUGCAGGUUCGGCUGGCGGAACGGCCGAGAACCCCGGCGAUCGCAUUGUGAACGCCAUGUUGAUGCCCGGCAUGAACGCCGUGAACUACGACUUCGGCGAACUGCAACCGGCCAGCAUCUCGGGUACGGUGCACGUCGAUACUGACGGCGACUGCGAAAUCGACCCCGGCGAGCAACGCCUCGGCGGUGUGACAGUCUUCCUGCUCGAUGCCGCGGGCAAUCGCAUUGGUCAGACGGUGACCGCGGCCGACGGCACUUACUCGUUCAGCAGCCUCGCACCUGGCGAGUACGGCGUCGAACAAGUUCAGCCGGGCGAAUACCUCACACACGGUGAGAAGGUUGGAUCGGCUGGUGGCUCAGUCACGGCCGCCAACUUCAUCCAACAAAUUGUUCUUGCCCCCGGCAACAACGCUUUCGACUACAACUUCUGCGAAAUCAACUUCGGAUCGAUCUCCGGUUAUGUCUACCAAGACGGUGAUACGAUUGAACUCGAACGAGGAGAAAUCCUCAGCGCUUCGAAUCUAAGUGAAUACCGCUCGGGUUCGCGGACCGAAGACGACACGCCCAUUGCCGGUGUCACGCUGCGGCUGCUCGAUCUCUCGGGCGCCGAAGUGCCCGAUGCCACCACCGGUCAGCCUAUGACUGUGGUGACCGACGAGAAUGGUUUCUAUCAGUUCACAAACCUCGCCCCCGGUGUGUACACCAUUGUGCAAGUUCACCCCGAGUCGUACAUCGACGGUAUCGACAGUGCGGGAACCACGGGCGGCUUGGCUCUGAACGCUGGUGUGCAUUCCGAUCUUUUGCCGCAGGGCAUUGCAGAAACCAUGGAUGCGAUCGUGGGCGUCGUGCUUCCGGCCGGUGGCGCUUCGGUGGAAAACAACUUCAGCGAAGUGGUCGUGCUGCAAGAUCCAGGCACGCCCCAGGUCCCGUUCUUCACGAACAACCCACCGUCUACACCCGCACAAAUCGGACGUUCGGCACCCGGCGGUGGAUUGUUACCGCAAAUCGGUGCCCCCAGCCCGAUGGCUCGCCCCAACCAGGAGACCAUCUUCUUCGGCUCUUCGUCGGCCCAAGAAAUCGGUCACACCUGGCACUUGAGCAUCAUCGACGGCGGUCGCCCGCGCGGCGAUGUGACUCAGUCGGCUCAGGUCAUGCAAGUGAGCACCCAACACAUUGAUGCCAUUCGAUGGAGCCCGGAACAAAUGCAGUCGGCCGUGUGGACCAUGCCCGGAGAGCCAGGCCAGGCCGACCAGGUGGUGCACUUCGGCAUGAACGGUGGUAUUCCGGUCACCGGCGACUGGAAUGGUGACGGUGUUACAGAAGUCGGCGUGUUCCGCGACGGCGAUUGGUUCCUCGACUACAACGGCAACGGCCAAUGGGACGAGGGCGACAUCUGGGCCAAGCUCGGAACCUCCAAGGACAAACCGGUAACCGGCGACUGGAACGGCGACGGCAAGACCGACAUCGGUAUCUUCGGACCCGAGUGGUUCGGCGACGGCAAGGCGCUUGUAAACGAACCGGGCCUUCCCGAUGCCGAAAACGAAACGACCGGCGAAAAGAAGAACACGCCGCCCAAGCCGCAUGAAGCAACUUCCGAAAAGCGGGUACUUCAACGCACCAAGCAGGGCCGCACCCGUGAAGACGUGGUCGACCACGUAUUCCGCUACGGCGAUGCCAACGACAUCCCGGUCACCGGCGACUGGAACGGCGAUGGCAUUCACACCGUGGGUGUGUUCACGGCGGGACAAUGGUUCCUCGACACCAAUGGCGACGGUACCUGGCAGCCGGGUGAUGAAAUCUUCACCUACGGUCAAACCGGCGACCUGCCCGUGGUCGGCGACUUCGACGGCGACGGCAUCGACGAACUAGGAAUCUACCGCGACGGCCGCUGGUACAUCGACAUCAACCACAACGGACUGGUCGAUAGCGAAGACCUCGUCAUCGAAAAAGGCGAAUUGGGCGACGUACCCGUCGUCGGCGACUGGAACGGCGACGGCGUCGACGAACCAGGGCUGUACCGCGACGGGUUGAUUCGGCGGAUUGAUCCGUAA